AUGAACUGCGGCGAGUGCGACGAGCUCUGCGGCGCCCAGUACGCCGAGCCGCGGCGCGACGACGCGCGGGCGACGGAGCUGGCGCGCCGCGCGGACCGCGCGCAGCGCGGCGACGCGGCGAAGCGGCCGUACGACGUCCUGGGCGUCGACCCGUCCGCGUCCUCCGGCACGAUCCGCAAGGCCUACCGGACCCUGUCGCUGCGGUUCCACCCGGACAAGAACCCGGGCCUCGAGGCGCUGGCGACGGACGCCUUCGAGGCCAUCGCCGCGGCGUUCGCGUUGCUCAGCGCCCCGGACGCGCGCAUGAAGUUCGACGACUUCGGCGAGUCCGGCGAGGACUCCUUCGACAGCUUCAGCACGCAGUGGGAGUGGGAGGCCUACGGCGACGCCAAGCAGAAGGACCAGACGUUCUACGGGCGGGACCCCUUCAUCGCGAAUUUAGACGGCGAGGCGUCGUGGACGCGGCGCCUCGGCGCGAACCGCGGCACGGUCUGGGUCGUCGAGUUCUACGCGCCCUGGUGCGGCGCCUGCAAGGCCUUCGCGCCGACGUACAAGGCGGCGGCGCGGCGCGGCGCGGCGCGGGAGGGGGCGGCCUGGGAGGCCGUGGAAUUCGGCGCGGUGAACUGCGCGCGGAACGCGAAGAUCUGCAACGACUGGUACGGCAUCCGCGCGUACCCGACGGUGCUCGCGCUCAACGAGGUGCUGGGCACGCGCACGGAGUUCUUCGGCGACAAGACCGAGGACGCGCUGCUGGACUGGGUCGGGAAAGUCGCGGACGAGUGGCGCUUCCUGGCUUCCGCGGCGGACGUGAAGCUGAUCGCCGACGCCGACGACUAUCGAGCCGCGAUCCUGAACGCGACGCGCUUCGCGGUCGUCGCCUUCUCCGACGGCCUGGACUGCGUCGCCUGCAAGACUGCGCGCACGAACCUGCUGCGCCUGUCCGCGUCGCUCGCGAGCGCGGGCGACGCCGACUCGCGGCCGCUCGUCGCGUUCGUCGACUGCGACGCGCCGGCCCUCGCGCGGCUCUGCUACGACGACGGCGACGAGUGCGAGGGGGACGCGGCGCUCUGCCACGGCCUGCCGCCGCCGCCCCACGCGCCCGUCGUCAAGGCCUUCGCCGCGGGGCGGCGCAAGGGCCGCGGCGAGCAGCUCUACAACCCGAACGAGGUCGAGCCCCACGUCGCCGUGGCCAUCGUCGAGCGCGUCGCGCGCCUGGCCCUCGCGCGCGACGACGACGGCGCGGCGGGCCUCGCGGCGGGCGCGGCGGACUGGUCCAAGGACGACGAGCGGCCCGAGCCGCCGCCGCCGCCGCCGCCGCCGCCCAUGUGGAACGGGCCCGCGCCGCGCCGCGCGGUCUCCUGGGGCGGCGGCGGCGGCGGCGGGCCGCGGCGGGCGGCCAUAGCCGCCGCCGUGGCGCUCUUCCCGCAGGCGUUGGUGCCCAUCGUCGUGGACCUCGACGUCCGCGGCGUGCGCUACGUCGACUCGUUCCUCUGGACCACGGGCGCGAGCUGCAUGACGCCGGAGGCCUACGCGGCGCAGACCUGCGACGACCUGGACCUGAGCGUCGAGAUGGGCCACAUGCUCGCGGACGCCGUGCGCGCGCAGGUCGCGCACGCGCUCACGCUCAUCGCGCACGCCGCCGCGCGCGAGCGCGCGGGGCGGCCGCUGCUCCCGGGCGCGGUCGUGCUGGUCGUCGACGUGACGAACGGCGGCAAGCGGUUCUGCGACGAGUUCCGCUGGGACACGCGCGCGCCGCGCGACGCGCCCGAGGCGCUCGCGCGGCGCACGACCCCAACGGCACCGCCAUGCUCUACGAUCCCCGGCUGGGCGAACCUCCCCGCCGCGGAGCGCGACCGCUACCGCGCGGCCCUGGCCGCGCGCCGCGCGCAGGCGCCGCGCGCGGCGUAA
This is a messenger RNA of Aureococcus anophagefferens, 1908 nucleotides long. RefSeq lists its product as hypothetical. Bases 1 to 1908 code for a protein of 635 amino acids. Gene Ontology annotation, biological process: chromatin remodeling. The transcript is spliced from 4 exons. NCBI's taxonomy places the organism in Eukaryota, Pelagophyceae, Pelagomonadales, Pelagomonadaceae. Gene Ontology annotation, cellular component: nuclear chromosome. The record is from RefSeq and is a predicted model, not a curated record.